CUGCUGCUUCAGACAUCCAAAUUCAAUGUUAAUAGCAGGUGGUGGUGCUACUGCGCUUUUUCAACGUCUAGGACGGUUGUCUCUCCUGAGAAUUGCCUUUGAGGCCAUCUUUAACUGCACGCAGUUGCCCCGAAACUCUGCAUUCCAGAUUGCAGGCAGCCACAAUGGGGCGCUCAGACAAGGCGGCUGAGGCCAAUGGCACAAAGCAGCCCAAGAAGCGGGCGCACAUUGAGCCUGAAGAGGAGGAGGAAGAACUAGAGGAGGGAUAUGAACUAGAGGAGGAAGCAGAACUGGACUCAGAGGACGAGGGGAUGGAGUUGGGGGACGAGGACGGUGAAGAGGAGGAGGCGCUUCUGGAGAUGUUCACUCAGGCGGAAAUCAUUGAAGACAUGAGAAAAGCGGGCGAGGUCAAGAGCGGGAAAGCGAUUGCGGAGAAGGAUCGGGAACUAGAGACGGCUGCCGACUUCAUGCAGUGGCUGAUCGCCCCAAUGACUCUUGAGAAGUUCUACAGCGAGUACUGGGAGAAGAAGCCGUUUGUGAUCCAGCGGAAGAACUGCCGGGGCUACUACAACGGCUGGUUUGGAAAGGAUGACGUCAUCGCACUCCUGCGCACGGGCAAGAUGCUGUACGGCAAGAACGUCGACGUCACGAACUACGUCGACAAUGAGCGGGUGACCCUCAACAAGGACGGGGCGGCGGACGCCGAUGAGGUGCUCAGGAACUUUGAGGGGGGGUGCUCCGUCAGAGUUUUGCACCCCCAGAGAUGGUCGGAUCCGCUGUGGCUGAUGCUCUCUACAUUGGAGCGGCACUGGGAGAGCGUUGUGGGGUGCAACACGUACCUCACCCCACCGGGGUCGCAGGGGUUUAGCCCCCACUUUGACGACAUCGAGGCGUUUGUGCUGCAAACGGAGGGGCGGAAGCACUGGCGGUGCUAUGCGCCGCGCGAGGGGGGGGAGCUGUUGCCGCGUGUCAGCAGCCCCAACUUCUUGCAGGAAGACAUCGGCGAGCCGGUGCUCGAGUUCGACCUUGAGGCAGGGGACCUUCUGUACAUGCCCCGGGGGACGAUCCAUCAGGCGAACUGCCUCCCCGACAGCCACUCCAUGCACAUCACUGUCUCCACGGGGCAGCAGAACACUUGGGCCGACUUUUUAGCCAUCACGCUGCCCCGCGCGCUCGAGCUGGCGGCGGAAGAACACGUGGAGCUGCGGCGGAGCGUGCCGCGCGACGUGCUGAACUACAUGGGGGUCGUGCAUUCGGACAGCUCGGACACCAGGCGAGAGGAGUUUGUCGGGAAGAUGGCCCAGCUUUUUAGCCUCAUGCUGGAAUCCGCCCCCUGGGAUCCUGCUACCGACCAGCUGGGGGCUAUGUUCCAGAGGGCCAGGCUACCCCCAGUGCCGCUCGGGGGAGCGCCCCGGCCUUCAACAGCCGCCAAAGUUGGGCCUGACACCAAGGUUCGGCUGGCGCACCCCGGUUGCGCCCGGUUGGUCGUGGAGGGCGACUCUGCGGUGGUGUACCACAUGAUGCGCAACCCACGCGACCUGCACUGCGAGCGCCCCGCGGGGGCGGGCCACGGGGAGGGAGAACACGAACACGACGCGGCGGGGGGGUGCUGCGACGGGGACGAGAAGCCCCCCGGGGCGGCAGAACUGGGCGCCGGAAAGGACGGGGAAGAGGAAGACGACGAGGACACGACUCUAGAAUUUCCGGUCGAGUGGGCGCCGGGCCUGGAGCUUCUCUUACUGAGCUACCCGACAACCGUUCCCGUUUCGUCCGUUCCUUUGGACUCCGUCGAUGAGUCCGUUGAGAUGGUUAAGGAAAUGGUUGAGGCGGGCAUCCUGGUAGUCCAAUGAGGGGUCCAACAACAUGGUGUAUGAUUGGCAUCUAAAAGGUGUUGGCAUUUAUCUGUAGCAAGGCAAAGAGGUACACGAAGCUUUUGGUCCUGCGGCAGGCGGACUGUGGUCAGGUAUUGGUGCAAAGGAGAAGCUGAUGGGUACAUACGAAGUCCCGGGCCUCUUCCCGACUGCGCUCAGUUCAAAGUGCGUCAAUAGGUGUGUGUGUGAGAAGGAAAUGGAGAGCGAUUUGACUUGGUCAAGUCUUCUACGUUUCCAAACCCUCGUCCUAGAAUUGAGCUUGUCUGUGAAUGUUGCCAUGCAUGAGCUGG
Messenger RNA from Klebsormidium nitens, 2161 nucleotides. Lineage: Eukaryota; Viridiplantae; Streptophyta; Klebsormidiophyceae; Klebsormidiales; Klebsormidiaceae. The record is from the annotation of a GenBank genome assembly.